This is a messenger RNA of Cuscuta europaea, 2527 nucleotides long. Lineage: Eukaryota; Viridiplantae; Streptophyta; Magnoliopsida; Solanales; Convolvulaceae. The record is from the annotation of a GenBank genome assembly.
CCAAAUUAACACAAAUUAGAGGUUUUUGCAUCAUAUUUGGACACCCAUGCUUUUCUCCCGUCAGUUAUGACUUUACAGUCCAUCUUCCCCCAAAACCCAAAGCAACUCCAGCUACCAUAUCUUCUGGCCAAACAUUUGAAAACCCACAUCCCAUAAAUAUACAUCAUCCCUCUUUGCCCAAAAGCUUGUUUAGACUCCGGUGGGCCUGCAAAACUCACCACAUAUAUUUUCUCUUCGGCCUAAACCAUUUUUUGGCUCCAGCUAACCUGCAAGACUAGCCGCUUGCACUCAGAAUUGGAAAUAGCAAUACAAACAAUGGUAAGGGAGGAAUUCACUGUCUGGAUUCCUUCUUGUUUGUAAAUAAUUUCCAUUUCAUCGGCUUAGAUUGGGGACUUAAUCCUUCUUCCGUAAUUUUCUAAACCUAUUCUAUUUUGAAACAACAAUACGUGAAAUUGAUGGUCAAGCUAUGAUUUUCCUUGAUUUGGUUGAAAAUAAUGAUAUGGUUGGAUUGAAUAUGGCUUAUUAAAAGUGAAUUUGAACUAAUUGGAUUGUAUAUGACUUAAUAAGAACGAAAGGAAAGGAAAAGUAGACAUUCUGGAGUGGAGUGAGGCUGGGAAAUCAACUUGGGUAGCCCUAAUUGCUUUUUCUGGAUGAGUGGAUGCCGAUGCCCUUGUUCUCUUGGGCUCCGGGAAGCAAAUGUUUUUAGAUGGAAGAAGAUAUGGGUGGAGAAGGUUGAGACGAAGGUCGAAGAAGAAAGGGUGAGGGGACCUUGGAAGGCUCGAUGACGGGCUAAAAUGGAAUCAAAAAAUUUAAAUUUGUGUUUAUUUGGUCUAUUUAAAACUGUAGUGUCUCAUCUGUAUUUCAUUGAAAAGUGUCAAUUUUGGCUUUUAUCCCGAUUUGUUAUAACUAAACUACUCUAGGGACAGUUUUGUCUAAAAGGGGAUUUUUGACAAAACAAAGACACCAUUAAUUUCACUUUGGGAGAGCUUCAUAGUGAAAGGUCAGGGAACAUGGAUUCUCCUCACUCUGCUAAACUCAAUCUUUAAUUUCUCUAACCGCUCUCCGCUGCUUCGCCCGUUCCGCUGCUUCUCCAUUUCGACUGCAGUUUUUUCGACUUGCUUGCCGAAGUUGGGGAAGGAAUGGAUAGAAUCAGUCAACUUCCUGCGGGUAUUCUUGACCAUAUUAUGGGAAUCUUGCCUAUCCAAGAAGCUGCUAAAACUGCAGUUUUAUCUACCGUUUGGAGAGAUAUCUGGUACAGUCUUUCACAACUGUGCUUUGAUCAUCACUUCUUUUGUUACAUGGAUAGAAAAUAUCGUGGGGCUAGGAAAAGUGUCAGGAGAUCUUGCGGUUUGCAUGUAAUAAACAACAUUCUCUUGCAGCAUAGUGGAUCUAUCCGGAAACUCGUCAUUUGCUUUUCAAAUGCUGCAAGACUUGGUGCUAAGUCACCUUCCUAUGACAUGAACCAAUGGUUUCUUAUAGUUACACAAAAAGGCAUUGAAGAAAUCCACCUCCGUCUUGCACAUAACGCAUACCAGCUACCGGAUUGCAUUUUUUCAUGUUCAACACUCAAGAGAUUACAUCUUGAUGGUUUCUGUAUUGAACCAUUUACUGUCCCUUGCAAGUUACCAAAUGUGACUUCGCUUUGUUUUGAAUAUGUUGACUUUGCUCCUACAAGUCCUUCAAACUAUGCUCUUGAUGUUCCUGUGCUGGAGAAUUUGUCAUUUAAGAAUUGUGUGAACAUGUCUCAAUUCAACUUUAUGGCUACAAAUUUUCAUAGUUUGACAAUCGAAACUAAUACCUUUUGUGCAUGGAGAACUUUUCUCCCGGUUAACAUGAACUUGACCUGUAUCUGUAAUCUCAAUUUGACAGAUUCAUCUCUUCAGUACCUUGUUGAAGAACUAGAUAGAAGACUGAAAAGAGGCCUUCCGUUACAACUAAAUGUAGACUACCUGAAGCUAUCAGAUCAUUAUUGCCAAAUUGCUGAUAGGACUUCUGCAUUUGUUCGUUUGCUACGGCUGUGCCCGAAGUUAUGCAAACUUGAUAUAAGAUUCUGGUUUGUAGAGGCUUGUAAUACUAUGGAUGAUGCAAUGGUGAAUGCUUUGGAAGAACUUCGAAGUGUUGCUCAAGCACACAACAAGCUUCUUGCUUUGAAGCUUAGCUCUGUUAAUAGAUUGGGGUUCAAAAUGAUUUACAUUGAGGAGUUACUUGCCUCUCUUCCGGCACUAGAAAAGGUUGUCAUUAUUAGCCCCUUUGACAUUUUUGACUGCAAGGAGAAAUACGAGUUUAGGAAACAAGUCUUGAAUCUUCCUCGUGCUUCCGUCAAAGCAAAGAUUGUGUUUGUGUAGUGACUUUCAGUCUAAGUUUAUUGUAAUUUUAGUGCAAUGUUGCAUCCUGUGAUAUGUUCGUAUGUCAUACUGGAGGGCAAUUUGUUAUGCAGUAAUGCAGUAUAACGUGAUUACAAAAACGAAUUGAGCGUUAAUGUCAGAUGGAAAUAGAAAUACUUUGCACUAUAUUUGGCCUAUUCCCC